Molecule: messenger RNA, 469 nt
Organism: Mesocricetus auratus (golden hamster)
Lineage: Eukaryota; Metazoa; Chordata; Mammalia; Rodentia; Cricetidae
Product: U6 snRNA-associated Sm-like protein LSm5
Exons: 1
Coding region: 20-295 (91 amino acids)
Biological process (GO): mRNA splicing, via spliceosome
Cellular component (GO): U6 snRNP; U4/U6 x U5 tri-snRNP complex; Lsm1-7-Pat1 complex
Molecular function (GO): RNA binding
Source: RefSeq, a predicted model, not a curated record
UAACUGGUCCGGCGUGGCCAUGGCGGCUAACGCGACCACGAACCCGUCUCAGCUCCUGUCACUAGAGCUUGUGGACAAGUGUAUAGGAUCAAGGAUUCACAUUGUGAUGAAGAGUGAUAAAGAGAUAGUUGGUACACUUCUAGGGUUUGACGACUUUGUCAAUAUGGUGUUGGAAGAUGUCACCGAGUUUGAAAUUACACCAGAAGGAAGAAGGAUUACAAAAUUAGAUCAGAUUUUACUAAAUGGGAAUAAUAUAACGAUGCUGGUUCCUGGAGGAGAAGGGCCUGAAGUAUGAAUGGAUCACCUUGACUUAUGCUAGAUUCUGGCUUUUUAAAAAACCUUUGAUGUUUAGAUUCUAUAAAAUGAAGUUUCCGUUAAAAGGAAAUACUUUGGAAAUAUAUGCCCAUUUUUCUAAGCUAAUCAUGGUUAUUUUGGGAAAGGAAGAGUUUUGCUUUGUUUUUUUAAAGGC